This is a messenger RNA of Corylus avellana, 2157 nucleotides long. Lineage: Eukaryota; Viridiplantae; Streptophyta; Magnoliopsida; Fagales; Betulaceae. The record is from RefSeq and is a predicted model, not a curated record.
UUCCAAACGAAACCGCACCAAGCAAUGGCGCGAAGAAAAAUCUCUUCAUCGUCUUCCGCUCCAAUUCCAAUCGGUAACUGCGAGGUCACGGUCGAAGCAAGCAACUUCAGCUUCCAAUCGGACCCCAACAGCCUCCAAAUCUCACUCUACAAAGGCGCAAGGGUCAUAAUAUCAGCAGUGAUGGAAGAGAUGAAUAGAAAGAUCAGUAGUCAUAUUGGGGAUUCGGAUUCUGAAGGGAAAGAGGAGGAGGAGAAAGUUUCUUUAAUGCUACUUAAUCCUAAGGACGCCGAUAGCUGUACUAAAUCUUAUCUUCAGGAAGUACUAAAGAUGUACAUGAAGGAGCUUCCCGCAAUGAAUUAUGCUGCCAAUACUGGAAAGCAGUCGAUGUUCCUGGAAAGAUGUGUAACAAAUGGGAAGUAUUGUACGUUGCUUUUGAAAUCCAACUCUUUGGGAGAAUUCGGAGAGGUUAUAGCUGCAAUUACUUAUCAAAUAAUUCCUGCUGAUACUCAACAUGCUGAGAUCCCUCUUGCUGCCGUUAGGUCAAUUUACCAACACAAGGGUUUCGGUUGCCUGUUGUACAUGGAAUUGAGAAGGAGACUGCAAAGUGUUGGUAUUCGCACAAUAUUCUGUUGGGGAGACAAGGAAUCUGAGGGGUUUUGGCUUAAACAGGGAUUUGUAUCAAUAGCACAGGUGAAUGCCAAGGGUAGACCUCUCAGGCUACCUAUUAAAGCUGACAUACGUAGAGCAUUAUGCUUUCCUGGUGGUUCAACCCUAAUGGUUUCGCAUCUUAACAAGGAUUGUUCAGAUAAUUCUGCAGAUUUGUUAAGAUUGCGUUUGCCAUUAAAGCCUCAUGAGAAGAGUUCGUCGUCUGCUGCUUGUGGAGUUCAACAGCUUGGACAUUCUAGAAAUGAAAAAAUUUCAACUGAAGGGUUGAUGAAUGAUGGGCUCUCCAGGGAGGACGACAAUUUAGGUGGAGCAGACUGCAAUAACAUGGCUGGUGGUCCAGAGCUAUCCAAGAAAGGAGCUGAUCCGAAUGUGAAGCAUUGUUCUUGUUCUACACAAGGUGCAAAGAGGAGGGUUUGGGAAGCCUCUUUAUCCUCAUUGAAGUCAAAAAAAGUAAAGGGAAGUCAUUCAAUUGACUGUCAGGUAGAUUCUACCUGUGGCUUAGCUUUCGGAAGUGUUGAGAAUGAUUCUUGUUUUCAAGGAUGUUCCUUGGAGACUUCAAAAAACACAUCUUUGGUGAGAGAUACUCCUAGAGUUCCAUGGAGUCGUAAUUGCAUGGAAAAGAUUGCUGAAGAACAUGGAUCAGUUAAUGUAAUGCCAGAAGCUUUGGCCAGUACAGAUUUUCAGUCAAAGAGAGAAUGCUUUAGAAUCAUUUUGAUGAAUAUUGCUGAUGAUGCUAAGAGAAAUCAUCUCAUAAAGGUAAUUGAAGACCUUGGUGGUGCUGUUGUCUCUGAUGGAAGUUUAAGCACACAUGUUGUCACGGGAAAAGUGAGAAAAACAUUGAAUUUCUGCACUGCUCUGUCUUCAGGAGCUUGGAUAGUUUCACCUAGUUGGUUGAAAGAAAGCUUCCGUGAAGGUAGAUUUGUUGAUGAAUUACCCUACAUAUUGAAUGAUGAACAAUAUAUGUUGAAGUACAGAGCUGAGCUAAAAUGUGCAGUUCUCAGAGCAAAAGCAAGUCCUCAAGCUUUGCUCAAAGGGUAUUAUGUUUGCAUAGCAACUCAUGUUCAACCCCCUGCUAAGACUCUAUCUGCCAUUGUCAGGUCUGCUGGUGGAGAGAUUAUUCGUGGGCUGGAUAAAGUGAAGAAAGCAUCCAAAACAGUCUUUGUGGCAUGUGAAGAAGACAUGGAAGAAGCAUUGUUGGCUGCAAAGAAAGGAAUAUGGACUUUCAGUAGUGAGUGGUUAAUGAACUGCAUAAUGAGACAAGAGGUCGAUUUGGAGGCUCCCCAAUUUGCAGAGUCCCUGUAAGAAAGACUUUCACAAAUUUUGUAGAUCAACAGUUGAAUGUAAAGCUCUUUCUCUCUUUGAAUCCCAACAACUUCAAUGACCUCAUUCUUUUGGGACCCAGUUUCUUACCAGCCCUCUGUACAACAGUCAAAGUCAAUUACAAAAAUUCACGUGAAUAAGUAGUAAAUAUGCUGGUUCACGUGAAAUGAA